This is a messenger RNA of Phytophthora infestans T30-4, 690 nucleotides long. RefSeq lists its product as uncharacterized. The record is from RefSeq and is a predicted model, not a curated record. The transcript is spliced from 2 exons. The coding region runs from base 100 to 690 and encodes 196 amino acids. Lineage: Eukaryota; Oomycota; Peronosporomycetes; Peronosporales; Peronosporaceae.
UUUGGACGGCUGGUACUCCAUCGAAACGCCUUACCUCCUUUCACAUUAUUCAAAUUCCUCGUGCCCUUGCACGUUGAUUCAAUUACCUACACUACCACCAUGUCACUGGAACCUUUACCAGUAUUCGCUGCUCGCUCUGCCGACGAUCUCGAACCGAUUGACCCGGAGAUCUUGAGCUUGAUCGCAGCCGAUGACAUUGACACUUCAAUGACACAACUCGAGGGCUGCAAUGAAAAGUUCGUGGACGAAUUCACCCCAUUGAACCCGACGUCUACACCGACGGCAGUGGACGCUUUUAACCCUGGCUUCUCGAAGCGUGAGGUGCAGGAUCUCAUGAACUUGCUAGCACCAGAAGCUCUAAAGAUUCCAACGAUGGUACGAAGCUACUCGGAACCAAUCAAGAAGAUUGGCAAGCGCACCAAGAAGUGCACGUACGCUGCUCGAAGGAGAGAGGUGACAUUUCUCCGCCAAGAGUCCAUGGUGCUCGAGAAGCGUCUUAUUGAGCUGCGCAAGCAUCGUGUUGUGUCUCCUAAGACUCGCGAAUACGCUGCACGCGCCAAUUACGAACUGGCAAAGUCCGAGGAGGAAAACAAACGCCUUCGUGCUUUGGUGUCGAGUCAAGAAGCCAAAAUUCGCCAGGCCGACGCGUACAUGGCCAGCACCCACCACCAACGAGCUACUUCCUUUUAA